Verruconis gallopava is the source of this 1006-nucleotide messenger RNA. RefSeq lists its product as uncharacterized. The coding region runs from base 198 to 734 and encodes 178 amino acids. The transcript has 2 exons. The record is from RefSeq and is a predicted model, not a curated record. Gene Ontology annotation, cellular component: mitochondrion. Gene Ontology annotation, biological process: mitochondrial respirasome assembly. NCBI's taxonomy places the organism in Eukaryota, Fungi, Ascomycota, Dothideomycetes, Venturiales, Sympoventuriaceae.
GCCCGACCCACUGAACGCCGAUAAAACAUUCCAAUCAUCUCAGCAAUACCAGAGGCGAAUGAAUAUAGGAGACAGUCGUUAGACCUUGUCUUCUCCAGUGCCUACAAAGAUUCUGGUCGAGAGACCUUCGCCCACGUGUCUGCGAUACUCAAUCGCCGCAAAGCCAGACCGAUCCGUCCUCUCCGAAUCGUCUGACCAUGGAUUCCGGUGUGCCUCCUUCGAGGUCGGCCAUGCCGUCGUCCUUCGACGACGACAUCGACUUCCGUGAAAGCAGCCGCUGGGCCAAGCUCAAGCGGCUCAUCCUUCAAGAUCCCCUCAUCCCUCUCGGCUGCGCGCUCACCGUCGCCGCCCUGCUGGGCGCUUCCCGGGCCAUGAAGCAAAACGACCACGUCAAAGCAAACAAGAUGUUCCGACGUCGUAUCUACGCGCAAGGCUUUACUAUACUCGCUAUCGUUGCGGGCUCGAGCUACCUAAAUAAGGACAAAGAGCAGCGAAAGCGUGAUAUUGAAUUGGAGAAGGAGAGGGCGCAGCGGGAAAGGAGAGAAAAGUGGCUUGCUGAACUUGACUUCAGAGAUCAGGAGGAGAAAGAGCUGAGGGCUGAACGCGAGAUGAGACGCAAGAGAAUGGCCGAGGAGAAGGCCCAGAAGGCGGCACAGGAAGCAACAGGACCAGUCAGUGAGGCGGUGAAAGGACUGUGGUGGAGCAAAGCAGACGAUGAUAAGAAGGAUAGAUGAGGAGGACAUCUGUGAUAUAUGCAUCGCCUCGUUCUUCACUUUCGUACACAUCAGGUAUCCGUUCUUUCUGGUGUGGUCCAUGGCGAUCUGGGCUUGAUCGUUCAUCUCAGCUUUGGUAGGCGUCAUGAGGAAACGAAACUCUGCAUUUUCGAUGGACCUGCAUAUUAUCAUGAUAAAAGACGAGGUGCUGAUUGAGCAUUCCGCUCUCGCGUGACCAGCUGAAAGGCUUCUCCUGCUAUAUCUUUGCUAUCGUUGUCAUUGUCAUUGCGCCG